GUGGAGAUCAAGAAGAGAUCCAGAGUGCCUGGUGUCAUGAUCACCCAGUAUGUCAAGGAACUGCCACGUGGAAAAUCUACACCUGAUUUCACUAGGAAACCAAUUGCCUUGACAGUACAAGAAGGCAAAGUGGCCCUUUUCAAAGCGGUUGUGAAUGGAGAUCCAGCACCGACUGUAACAUGGACUCGCAACAAGGGUGACACUACUGAUCCAGAACAAUAUAAGCCACGUUAUGACGAAAGGAACAGGGAACAUGUUUUAGAAAUGCCAAAUGUGCAAGUAAAUCAGGCAGAUACGUACAAAUGCUUCGCUACAAAUACAUUUGGACAAGCAGUGUGCACUGCUACGCUGAGCGUAUUCUCAGCCAAUGAUCCUGAGGAUUUCAGAAAAAUGCUUAAAAAGACCAAAAAAGAAGAACCCAAGAAAGAGGGAGAGAUUGAUCCAAAGUUCUGGGAUGUGAUGCUAAAUGCCAAAAAAUCUGAUUAUGAGCGAAUCUGUCAUGAAUUUGGAAUCACUGACUAUCGGUGGAUGCUGAAACAGCUUAACCUAAAGAAAAAGGAGAAGGAGGAUGAACAAGCAAAGGUGGUUGAAAACGUUGACAACAUGAAGCCGAUUGAAGUAAAGACAAGUGGCAGAGCUGAAUUUGAGUUUGAUAUGAGGAUUAAGGACCCAAACAGUAAAAUUUACAUGUACAAAAAUGGUGAAAUGCUUGAUUAUGGCGCUGGCUCCGAUGAUACUUGUAAACACAAUAUGAAGAAAACUGGCGACAAGUAUUUGUUUAGCAUCAACAAUCUUGGCUUAAAUGAUGGUGGACUAUAUCAAGUUGAUGUAGAUGAUGUCAACAUCAUCACAACAAAAUUAGAAGUUCCCGAUGUGGAAUUUGACGGCAAGCUGAAAGAUGUUAAAGUGGUUGAGGGACAGGAUGCAGUGUUUGAGGGUGUUUUUUCUGGCCCUGUAUCACAAAUCACAUGGUGUGUCAAUGACAUCUCUGUUGAGCAUGGAGACAAGUACAAUAUCACAGUCUCUGAGGACAAGCUCACCCACAGACUAGUAGUAAAGAACAGCAAAAAAGAAGACAAUGGUGUGUACACAGCUAUUGCUGGGAUUAAAUCAUCCAGGGCUUCUCUUGCUGUUAACGAGGAUCCUAAUGCCAGGGGGAAAGGUCGAGAUGGUGCAGGGGAUGGAGCAGAUGAUUUUGCAAGAUGUCUGGCAGAUGAACAGGCCAGACUGCAGAGAGAAAAAGACGAAGCAGCCAGAAGAGGCAAGGGUGCAGAUGGCAGAGGUGACGGAGCGGAUGGCCAUGAUGGAAAGCAUGGUCAUGGUGAUUUAACAGAUAGCCGUGGUGAUGGAGCGGAUGGGUGUAGAGGACUUGGCUUGGGAGACAAUAGAGAUGCGUCAGCAAAGUAUGGACAAGGAGAAGACAUUACAGUUGUAAGUGGUAAAAAUGGAAAGAGUUCUGGAAUGGGUUUCGGAGGAGAUGGAUUGAGUAGCCAAUCAGCUGUGGUUGGAUCUGGUGGAGAUGGUGCAGAUGAUAAAUUGCACUUCGCAAGUGGGUUAACAGACAAAAAUGCCCUCCGUGGCAAACCAGCAGAGUUGGUGUGCAAACUUAGUACUGACAAAAUUAAUGGAGUGUGGUAUAAAGAUGGAAACAAGUUGACUUCCAAAGAUGGAGUGGUGAUCUCGAAGGAUGGUUGCACACAUAAGCUCGUUGUCCAGAAUUGCAAAGAUUCUGAUGCAGGUCUAUAUCAUUUUGAGGUAAAUGGUUGCAAGACAGAGGCGAUGGUCCGAGUUGGAGAUCUUCCAGAAUUUGACCUUGAUGCUUUGGGAAAGUUCUCCAACCCUGUAAUAGUGAAAGCAGGCCAGAGUGCAUCAUUUAAGAUGUCAUUUCCCCCACAACCUUCACUGGAGAUAAAAUGGUUUAAAAAUGGCUCUGAGCUUCUUGAUGGAGGUUCAGUGAAAGUGGUGAAGGAAUCAAACCACAGUCGUCUUCAAAUAAAAGACUGUCUGCGAUCAGAUACUGGCCAAAUCCAAAUUAGGCUAAAGAACCCUUUUGGUUCUAUUGAAGCUUUAUCAAGUCUUACAGUACAAGACAAGCCAGGUCCGCCUCAAGGCCCAGUAGAAGUGAAUGAAACCACAUCAUCAGUCCUUGAACUGAAAUGGAAUCCUCCGAAGGAUGAAGGUGGCUCAGCAGUGACCAACUAUAUAAUUGAGCAGCUACAGGUUGGACAGAAUACCUGGCAAAAGGUUGGGGAUAUUCCAGCUAACCAUCUUAACUUCAGAGAUAGAAGUGUGUCCCUUGGCAAGAGGUACAUCUAUCGCAUCUAUGCUGAGAAUCCCGAGGGCAUCAGUGAGGCUCUGGAGACUGAAAAAAUCAUGGCUGGCUCUUUAAUGUUCCCUGGUCCACCAACUCAGCCAAAGGUGGUCAGUGCUUUCAAAAACUGUAUUAACCUAUCAUGGACUCCACCAGAGAAAGAUGGAGGGAAUAAAAUAUUGGGGUACCAGAUAGAAAAACGCAAGAAAGAUACAAACCAGUGGGUGACUCUAAACUCAGUUAAGGAUCCUAUCAAAGGACUGAAGUAUGGAGUGAAGGAUGUGUCUGAAGGGUCAGAGUAUGAGUUCAGAGUAAUUGCCAUUAAUUCAUCUGGAGCUGGGGAACCCAGCACUCCCUCUGAAAUGGUCUGCGCUAAAAACCCCAACAUGAAGCCCCAUUUCAAAGAUCCUGAAGAUUUUAUGGUUGUGAGAUCAGGAAAUUCUAUCAGAAUCAAAAUUAACUAUGAGGCCGCUCCACAGCCAGACAUUAAGUGGCUUAAGAAUGGUGAACCUGUAUCUCCCUGGAACAAGAUAAUUCAUGAUGAUGGCACCUGUACGCUCAUUGUCCCCUCCUCAAAGUAUUCAGACUCUGGUGUCUAUACCAUUGUGGCUAAAAACUCAAGUGGGCAAGCCAGCUUUGACAUAGAAGUCAGAGUAACAGAUGAACCCAGGCCUCCAGGACCAGUGGAGUUAGAACAGCUGGUUUUUGGUAAAGUCAUUAUCAGAUGGUUGCCAUCUCCAGACCAUGACAGAGAUGACAGACUGCACUACAUGGUGGAAGAGCAAAACUCCAACAGCCGCAUUUGGCGCACAAUAGCGGACCACCUUCUCUGUACAACCUACACAACCACCGUACAACCAGGUCAAGAAUACCACUUCAGAAUCUAUGCAAAAAAUGACAUGGGACUUUCUGAUCCUUCGGAUUCACCAACGUGGGGUGUCAACAGCAAUAAAGUUCUAGCACCCUCAACUGUGCCAACCAUGGUAAAUUUAGAAAAGCCACCAUCAAUCCUGGUUCCACUAAAACUCCACUCUCCGCCAAAAGGAUACCAGUGCUACAUGACCUGUGCUGUACGUGGUUUGCCCAGCCCAUAUAUUGCAUGGUACCAUAAUGGGAUUUGCAUCAACUCCGACAACAACUACUACAUCACAAAUGCAUUUGGCGUCUGCUCAAUGUACAUCCUCAGAGUCCGGCCUGAAGACAGUGGCGAGUACAAAGUGGUGGCGGUCAACUCACUUGGCAGAGCAGAGUGUUCUUCGACAUUAAAAGUGAAAGCCUCAGUUUCCUGUUCUUAG
Molecule: messenger RNA, 3606 nt
Organism: Danio rerio (zebrafish)
Lineage: Eukaryota; Metazoa; Chordata; Actinopteri; Cypriniformes; Danionidae
Source: RefSeq, a predicted model, not a curated record